UCGAAAAUGCGAAAUAGUUUGAAAGUUCAAUUAAUCUCAAUUAAUUUUUUUGCAAUUUGAUUUAAAUGAAUUUAGUAAUAAGCCGAUAUAAACUAAUCCGUAUAAAAUUAUUUGGAAACAAUUUUUUUGCUCAAAUUUGUUUGAAUAAUUUUCUUUCAUCCUUGUGGUCACCAACUUGGGACUAAUAUCAUGUAGAGUAAGGAUAUUCAAAGUAGAGCGCAAACGAAUCCCAUCACUACAUCUGAGAGAAAUGAAGGUUUUUUGCAAAACCUGCUGUACGGUCGGGGAACCUAUAUGGUAUCUGUAAAUGCAUAUCAUAGACAGAAAAACAUAUGUAUAAAGUUUGAGCGAGUUUGAUGCUUGAACAAUUUUGAAUAACUUAUUCCGACACCAUCUCCAUGGAAAAUGAAGUAGCUCGGACAUAAAUUUUGUUUCUGAUUUGUUUGAUCACUUGUUCUCAUUUUCAGCCUUUUUCCAGUAUAAGAAAUUUACCCAUCUUAUUCUUCUUUAUAAUAAACAAAUUAGGUGUUAUAUAAAGACAUUCUUUAAAAAGCGAGAGUCCAUUUUGUGUCUCCAUUAUAAGACUUGUUUUUAGGUAUUUCAUGGUGCUGAUAAUGACAUUCUAUGGUUACAAAGAGAUUUUGGUUUAUAUGUGGUGAAUAUGUUCGAUACGUAUUGUGCUGCCAAAGAAUUAAAUCUUCCAGCAAUGUCACUGGCAUAUUUAUUAAAACAGCACGUCAAUAUUGAUGCGAAUAAAGAGUAUCAAUUAGCCGAUUGGAGAAUUAGACCAUUACCUCCAGAUUAUGUUCGUUACGCUCGUGAAGAUACUCAUUAUUUACUGUAUAUUUAUGAUAUCUUGCGAAAUCAAUUAUUGGACGUGGCACAAGGAAAGUCAACGUUAUUGAAACAAGUAUAUGCAAAAUCAAAAAUCGUUUGUCAAAAACUUUACACGAAACGUCAAUUUGAUGAAGAUGGAUACCGAACGAAUCAUUUACUUUUAUAA
Didymodactylos carnosus is the source of this 1003-nucleotide messenger RNA. Lineage: Eukaryota; Metazoa; Rotifera; Eurotatoria; Philodinida; Philodinidae. The record is from the annotation of a GenBank genome assembly.